GCAUCCAGAGCUCGCAUUGCAUUGUUGCUUCUACUCAGCGCGAAACUAACAUGGCAUCUGCAGGCCUCCAGGUUAUGGGCAUCUUUCUGGCCGCCAUCGGCUUCAUCGGAGCCAUCAUCACCUGCGCGCUGCCCAUGUGGAAGGUGUCUGCUUUCAUCGGGAACAACAUAAUCGAGGCGCAGACCUUUUGGGAGGGCCUGUGGAUGAACUGUGUGAUGCAGAGCACCGGGCAGAUGCAGUGCAAAAUCUACCCCUCUAUGCUGGCCCUCGCUAAUGACUUGCAAGCGGCCCGGGCCCUGAUGGUGCUCUCCAUCCUGGUCUCCUUGAUGGGACUCCUGCUCGCUGUGGUUGGAGGAAAAUGCACCAACUGCAUCGAGGACGAGGAGGCCAAGAGCAAGGUAGCCAUUGCUGCGGGCAUGUUCUUCAUCGUCGGCGGUGUCAUGUGCCUCAUCCCUGCGUCCUGGACGGCGCACGAGGUCAUCAGAAACUUCUACAGCCCGAUGAUGCUGGAGGCGCAGAAGAGGGAGCUCGGAGCGUCUCUGUUCAUCGGCCUCCAGGUUAUGGGGAUCUUUCUGGCCGCCAUCGGCUUCAUCGGCGCCAUCAUCACCUGCGCGCUGCCCAUGUGGAAGGUGUCUGCUUUCAUCGGGAACAACAUAAUCGAGGCGCAGACCUUUUGGGAGGGCCUGUGGAUGAACUGUGUGAUGCAGAGCACCGGGCAGAUGCAGUGCAAAAUCUACCCCUCUAUGCUGGCCCUCGCUAAUGACUUGCAAGCGGCCCGGGCCCUGAUGGUGCUCUCCAUCCUGGUCUCCUUGAUGGGACUCCUGCUCGCUGUGGUUGGUGGAAAAUGCACCAACUGCAUCGAGGACGAGGAGGCCAAGAGCAAGGUAGCCAUUGCUGCGGGCAUGUUCUUCAUCGUCGGCGGUGUCAUGUGCCUCAUCCCUGCGUCCUGGACGGCGCACGAGGUCAUCAGAAACUUCUACAGCCCGAUGAUGCUGGAGGCGCAGAAGAGGGAGCUCGGAGCGUCUCUGUUCAUCGGCUGGGGAUCAGCAGGACUGCUGUUGGUUGGAGGGGCUCUUCUCUGCUGUCAGUGUCGUCAGCGUAAAGACGACCGAUACUCCGUCAAAUAUUCUGCCCCACGCAAAGCAGCCAGCGCAGGAGCCUACGUGUGAAAUGUCUGCCUUGUCUUUCAAGACUAAUGUUUUAUGAUCUUAUUUUAAGUUUUUAUUAUUUUUUUUUAAUUAAACUUUGAUAUACUUGCAAUACCUUUUUUGAUGUGUGCCUUUUUAUACUUUCUGAAGAUGGUGGUCCAAAGCUUCGCAGAUGUUCUGAUCUUGGGUACAUUUAACUAGUCCGUAUAAAUAGUUUGGUUUUCUAAGUAAUUACUAUGUCAAAGGUUAAAAUGUUUCAGUAAAUCACUUGAGUAAGAUUAAGGGUCUAAAUGGUUGGUGAGCACCUGAAGCUGAACUGGUGCAGUAGGUGUUUCAACAUGGUGGAAGCAUGUGGUACUUGUGUGCUGGACACUAGAAUUGAGCAUGCCGUAUAAAUCACUAACUCAUUUACACUUGAGCUCUAGGUCUGUCAAUGUUUAUUCUGCUUUUUAAAAGUAUCUGGUAUACUUCUGUGGUCCCUCUAACCAUACUCUACAAACAAUGGUGACUAAGACAAAGGUGCUGCUAAUAACCCUAAUGAUGAGUGUUUUCUUUAAGUCAGUGAGCCAACAUUGAUGCCACCAAGAACCUGACCUAAAAGCAUUCAAUAUCACCUGUGCUACUCUUAUUGUGAUGUUUCCACAAGAAAUGCCUCUUUGUUGUGGUUUCUAAAGGUGCAUUAAAUAAAAGUUUCUCCUGAAUGCUCAAAUAAAAGUGCGA
Molecule: messenger RNA, 1868 nt
Organism: Pungitius pungitius (ninespine stickleback)
Lineage: Eukaryota; Metazoa; Chordata; Actinopteri; Perciformes; Gasterosteidae
Product: claudin-like protein ZF-A89
Exons: 2
Coding region: 51-1169 (372 amino acids)
Biological process (GO): bicellular tight junction assembly; cell adhesion
Cellular component (GO): plasma membrane; bicellular tight junction
Molecular function (GO): structural molecule activity
Source: RefSeq, a predicted model, not a curated record